AUGGCUCCGGCUCCAGAGACAACAAUACCGCGCGACAAGUGGUGGAAGUUGAAGUGGUUCUCUGACGAUGAUACCAAGGAAGACCGCCGGCUCAUCUCCAAGAUCGAUUUAUUCCUCGUUCCUUAUUCGGUUCUGGGAUACUGGGUCAAGUACAUCGAUCAGUCGAACCUCAACAACGCUUAUGUUGCUGGCAUGAAAGAGGACCUAGGCUUCAAUGGCAACGAGCUAGUGCAGCUGCAGACGUUGUAUACCUUAGGCUCAGUUCUAGGCCAGAUACCGUUCCUGUUCAUCAUGACAUACGUUCCUGUGCACUGGCUGAUCCCAGGAUGCGACAUCUUGUGGGGGGUCUUCACACUUUUGCAGUAUCGCGUCAACUCCUACCCUGAACUCGCCGCCUACCGCUUCAUGAUUGGGUGGUUCGAAGCCGCAUUCUUCCCUGCGAUGCACUAUGUCUUCGGCUCUUGGUAUCGGGGUCACGAGAUCGCACGUCGUGGUGGCAUAUUUUACACGGGCCUUGCCCUCGGCACUUUGACUGCUGGUCUCAUUCAAGCCGGAGCUUCUCAGCGCCUCGAAGGUGUUCACGGAUUGGAAGGUUGGAGGUGGAUGUACAUCAUUUGCGCGAUUAUCACAAUCCCAAUCGGCAUUCUGGGCUACUUUGUCAUUCCGGGCACCGUGGACCAGCCCAAUCGCUGGAUCAUCACUGACCACGACAUUGAAGUUGCCCGAGAGCGCCUUGAGAAGCACGGUCAUGUGACCAAGGGCAAGAUGAAGUUCGGGCACAUCAAGAGGACACUUCUCGGGCUCCGGUUCUGGACUGUCGUCACCACAGACGUUUUGUUCUGGAACGCUGGGAUCCACAAGAGCACUGCUUCUUUCCUGCUGUGGAUCAAGUCAAUUGCACCAGGUCGCUUCAGCGUCGCAAAGAUCAAUGAGCUGGGCACCAUUGCUCCUGCGCUUGGCAUCGGUUAUACCCUAUUCGCCUGCUUUGCUUCCGACAUGUACCUAGGCCCUGCAUGGGCCAUCACCAUGUGCUCUGUCUUCAACGCAGCAGGCCUUGCAGUCUUGACAGCGUGGACAGUCCCUGAAGGUGCACUCUGGUUCGGCUUCGCGACGAUGUACUGGUCCAAUGCUCUGUCCAGUAUCUUUCAUGGCUGGGUCAACAACUUACUGCGAGACAGUCCUGAGGAGAGGAGCUUCACCCUUGUGCUUAUCAACCUCCUGUCGCAAUCUUCAACGGCUUGGACGCCGUUGCUCACGUUUCCGACUGUGGAGUCACCGAGAUAUCGCAAGGGGUACUCGUUCUGCCUUGGCUGUGCGAUCGCACUGAUCUUGUUCACGUGGAUCAUGCAUUACUAUCUCAAACGAGACGCGAGACAAGUGAAUGGGACAGUUGUUGUCGAGACUGAUAGUGGGCAUGAAGAGAACGCAGUGUCAGCGAUUAACCAGGAUGUCAAGGUGCAGAGAGCUUCCGUGUCGGACGUAGGAUUUUUCGCAGGUUCAAGCGACCAGAAGGUUUAG
Ascochyta rabiei is the source of this 1518-nucleotide messenger RNA. RefSeq names its product MFS transporter (Seo1). The transcript is spliced from 3 exons. The record is from RefSeq and is a predicted model, not a curated record. Gene Ontology annotation, biological process: transmembrane transport. Gene Ontology annotation, cellular component: membrane. Lineage: Eukaryota; Fungi; Ascomycota; Dothideomycetes; Pleosporales; Didymellaceae. Bases 1 to 1518 code for a protein of 505 amino acids. Gene Ontology annotation, molecular function: transmembrane transporter activity.